AUGUUACUACUCCCUCCUGGAGUCCUGGUACUCAUGUUGAUGCAGCAGGACAUAUAUAUGGUUGCUAAUAGUCUUGAUGCUGGCUAUACUCUUAAUUUGGAAUUGGAUGUUUGCAAUUGUUCAAGUUAUGGGGAUUCAUCUGUUGUUAAUCGUGGAGUUGAUGAUGUGACUUCUGUUGGUAGUUCUAUUUUAUCUUCAAACUGCAAUGAAGAAUCUGGUACAAGUCAUUCUAUUUCAUCUGCUGCUCAAAAGACGUAUAUUCCUUUGAAUGUUCCCGACGUUUCGAAGCCAACUAUUAAUCAAUGCUUUCAGCGUUUGGACCAAGGUUUCAUAUUUUACAAGGAGUAUGGUCGUUUAGGUGGUUUUGAUGUGAGGAAGGGAACUGAAAAGAGGGGUGAAUCUGGUAUAGUUAGUAUUAAACAUUAUACAUGCAGUAAAGAAGGGUGUAAUGAUUUUCGUAGUACUUUGGAUAGUAAUUUGAGUAAAGUUAAGCGAAGGCGGACUGCUUCUACUUGGUGUUGUUGCAAAGUAAAGAUAGUAUUAAAACUUAAUAGGGAUAGAGAAUAUUUUGUGUUUAAGUUUGAUGAGGUGCAUAAUCACCCCUUGGUUGAUGAAUCUGGAAGGCAAUUUUUGCGAUCUAGUCGUCAAAUGACUAUAAGUUCGAGGAAUUUUGUGUUUGAUGCUGCAAAAGUUAACAUUGGCUGUAGUAAAGCUUACGGUUUGAUGAAAGAAAUGGUUGGAGGGGUCGAGUUCUUCUAUUAUGCAUAUGAGCUUGAUGAGACAGGGCAUUUGACGAAGCUUUUUUGGGCUGAUGCAAUUUGUCGGAGGAAUUUCGAGGUGUAUGGGGAUGCAGUUUCAUUUGAUGCAACGUUCGAUACAAAUAAGUAUAAUAUGAUAUUUGCCCCGUUCACUGGGGUUGAUAAACAUGAAAAAUGUGUAACUUUUGCUGCUUGCCUUUUGGCAAAGGAAGACGUUACUCAUUAUAAAUGGGUUUUUGAUCAGUUUUCUACAUGUAUGAAACGUCAUCCUGUUGUUAUCAUCACUGAUCAGUGUCCAGCAAUGAAAAUUGCAGUUUCUUCGUCACUUUCUUCAAAAAAUGGUUUCGUUGCUACUAAACACCGCUUGUGCAUGUGGCAUAUAAUGCAGAAAUUUCCCAUAAAGCUUGGUAAUCGGUUAUGUAAAGAGACUAAUUUCAUGAAGAAGAUGAAAAAGUAUAUAUGGUCAAAUCAUUUAGAUAUUGCUGAGUUUGAACAAGGAUGGCAGGCUGUUAUGCAGGAGUUUAAUUUGGAAAAUAACAAGUGGUUGAGUGACAUGCAUGCUAUCAGAUCUUCAUGGAUUCCAGCUUUUUUUAGAGAUGAGCCUAUGUUAGGUUCAAUGAGGACCACGUCUAGAUCAGAAAGCAAGAAUCUUUUCUUUGCUCAGUUUCAUAAACAAGCUGAUUCAUUAUGCGAGUUUUGGUUGCGUUUUCAAAGUGCAAUGCAAAGACAACGAAAUGAGACGGAGAGGCGGGAUGAAGAGUCAAAAUCGAGCUUUCCCAAUACAUUGUCUACAUGGUUUAUUGAAGAUGAUGCGGCUGAUUUGUUUACACGGACAGUUUUUUACAAAGUUCAAGAGGAGAUUUUGGCAGCAUGUUUGGAUAUGCAAAUCAAACGGAUGAGUGAAGAGGUGGAAGGUAUUACUAAUUUUGAAAUCAAGGAUGUAAAAGUGAAAGAAAAGAUCUUCAAGGUACCGGUUAGUAAAGAGCAUGCUGUUUGUUCUUGCAAGAAGUUUGUGAUGUGUGGUAUAGUUUGCAGGUAUAGUUUUUGUGGUAUGAAGCAUAUUGGAGUAACAAGAUUUCCUAAAAGUCUUAUUUUAAACCGAUGGUCAAAAAUUGCUGAUUGUGGAAGCUCGUGUGAUAUGAUAUCUGCUGAUUAUUUUAAGAUGGAGAAGGGUUCAUUAAAAUUGAUGAACAUUUGGUUUGAUUUUCGUCAAGUUCUUAACAAAGCUGGAGUGCAGAUGGAAGUCCUUGAAUUUGUGCAUCAAACUGUGAAGGACUUAAGCACCAAAGUUGGCAAUAGUUUGGAUGGUGCUUCUUUUUCCAAAAAGGAUCACAUGGCUGCUUUGAUUGGUGAACAGCCUCAAGGGGAACUUACUGUGCUAGUUCCGAAUAUUUCUAAAAACAAAGGAAAUUAUUUUAAAUCAGGGAGGUUGAUUAGCGAGAGGGAGAAAGCAAUUACAAAAGCGAAUAAGAGAAUACGAAGGUGUAAAGAAUGCUUAGCUACAACUCAUGAUUCACGUACUUGCCCAAAGAAGAAGGAGUUACAAAAGUGA
Daucus carota subsp. sativus is the source of this 2310-nucleotide messenger RNA. Its product is annotated as protein FAR1-RELATED SEQUENCE 5-like. The transcript is spliced from 6 exons. Gene Ontology annotation, biological process: regulation of DNA-templated transcription. Lineage: Eukaryota; Viridiplantae; Streptophyta; Magnoliopsida; Apiales; Apiaceae. The record is from RefSeq and is a predicted model, not a curated record. The coding region runs from base 1 to 2310 and encodes 769 amino acids.